Messenger RNA from Daphnia pulicaria, 1660 nucleotides. RefSeq names its product 6-phosphogluconate dehydrogenase, decarboxylating-like. Gene Ontology annotation, molecular function: phosphogluconate dehydrogenase (decarboxylating) activity; NADP binding. The transcript is spliced from 12 exons. Bases 97 to 1572 code for a protein of 491 amino acids. Gene Ontology annotation, biological process: pentose-phosphate shunt, oxidative branch; pentose-phosphate shunt. The record is from RefSeq and is a predicted model, not a curated record. Lineage: Eukaryota; Metazoa; Arthropoda; Branchiopoda; Diplostraca; Daphniidae. Gene Ontology annotation, cellular component: cytosol.
GCCAGUAUGUAUCUCUUAUCGUCAGUUGUCUGGUGGAAAGCAACCAGUGAAAGUGCAUUGUGCUUCUUAUAAAGAAAAUUGAGUUUUUUUACCAACAUGGAAAAGGCCGAUAUUGGCGUAAUCGGUUUAGCAGUGAUGGGACGAAAUUUGGUAUUAAACUUGGUCGAUAACGGAUUCCGUGUUUCCGUUUACAAUCGAACAACUCGCCAAGAACGCUUAUUGCAGGAAUUUCUUGAAAAAGAAGCUAAGCAGUUGGUCGAUGCCAAAAAGGUCAUUGGUUCCUUUGAUCUUUCGUCUUUUGUUACAAAUAUUAAACAACCGAGACGCAUUCUGCUCAUGAUAAGUGCUGGGCAACCCAUUGAUUACGUGGUUGAUGAAUUGACACCUUUACUCGAUAAAGGCGAUAUAAUCAUGGAUGGCGGCAAUUCAGAACAAUCCGAUACCACACGCAGAUACCGAGCACUCCGCAAUGUUGGCUUACAUUUUAUGGGGAUUGGUGUUUCUGGAGGCGAAGAGGGUGCCAGACAUGGUCCAUCUAUUAUGCCAGGCGGAAGUCUUGAAGGAUGGUUGCACACCAAAGAUAUCCUGCAAGCAAUAUCAGCCAAAGCUGAUGGAAAACCAUGUUGUUCUUGGAUUGGAUUGGAUAUUUCUGGUAACCCAACAUCGUCGGAAGGCGCAGGACAUUUCGUCAAAACUGUCCACAACGGAAUUGGCUAUGCUGACAUGCAAUUACUUGCCGAGGCAUAUCAUCUCAUGAGAGAUGUUUUGAACAUGGACCUCACAGAAAUAGCUGAGGCAUUUGAUAACUGGAAUGCUGGCAAUCUUGAGUGGCGUUUAUUGGAAAACACGGCAGAAAUUCUCAGAUUUAAGGAUAAAUUUGGUGAUCAUCUGGUUGAAAAGAUUCGUGAUGCAGCCGCUCAAAAAGGCACGGGUAAGUGGGCCGUAAUUGAAGCUAUGAAUGCUGGUGUACCAGCAACAGUGAUAAACGAAUCAGUGUCCGCGAGAUUCGUUUCUGCCCUCAAAGAUGACCGUGUCGCAGCUUCCACAAAGCUAGUGGGCCCCAGUCAUCAGAAAUUUGAUGGUAACCUUGCCUCUAUGGUAGAUGAUAUAAGGAAGGCUGUUCAGGCAUCUAAAAUCAUUCUCUACGCCCAAGGUUUCAUGCUUCUACAGGAAAGUCUACCUCGGCUGUUUGGAUGUUACUUGAAUUGCGCUGAUUUAGCCCAAAUGUGGAGAGGUGGUUGUGUUAUUCGAAGUACUUUCCUGGAUCAUGUCAAAAACGCAUUUAUUCUGAAUCCUCAGCUGAAAAACUUGUUGAUGGAUGAAUAUUUUAUAACGACAUUGGCGGAUUUUCAAAUGUCUUGGCGCCGGGUUAUAGUAACCGCCAUCAACCAUGGGAUUCCAGCUCCGGCAUUUUCAGCAGCCCUAUCUUAUUAUGAUAGUUUUCGAUGUCCGCGACUUCCUGCCAACUUGUUGCAGGCCCAGCGGGAUUUUUACGGAGCUCAUACAUUUGAAUUACUAGAACAACCUGGCGUAUUUCAUCAUAACGAUUGGAAUCAAGGAAAAUCACAAUAAAUCAUCCUUUCCGAUCCAUUACAGUAUACAUGAUCAAUAUCACGUUUAUUAAUAUUAAAAAAUAAUAAUAAAAUAAGCGGAACAUGAA